Molecule: messenger RNA, 2747 nt
Organism: Poecilia latipinna (sailfin molly)
Lineage: Eukaryota; Metazoa; Chordata; Actinopteri; Cyprinodontiformes; Poeciliidae
Gene: ankrd54
Product: ankyrin repeat domain 54
Exons: 8
Coding region: 301-1272 (323 amino acids)
Molecular function (GO): protein binding
Source: RefSeq, a predicted model, not a curated record
UUGUCCAAUAGCUGUCUCUGUAACUACUUUGACACAACGACAUAUGAAUUGUAAAAUAGCUGACAUCUUGGUUGAAAGGUUUUGUUUUAAUAGUUGAACGUAAGAUAUGACAGGACUUGUUUGGUAAGAGAGAUCAUAACUAUUCAUGCAAUGUCUCCCAGACUUAUUAGUGACGGUACGUUAAUGGCUGCCUCCAAAUUCUAUUGAGAGCCGUGUUUCCUCCCGAGCGCUGGCUGGUAGAACUUGUAAGGAUACACUAUUAUAAACUGAGCUACCUAUGUAACGGGGAAAAAAAAAAACAUGGACGGAUGGAGCUCUGUCGUUGUUUCGGAAAAUGACCGAGCCAUCUCCGACGGGGAAUGCAUGCUUGGAUACGGAGCCGGAGGUGAGACCCGGGAAGCGGCGGGCGCGGAGCCGCGGAGCUCCGCAGAAAGGAUGGAGGACUUGGGCGCAGAAGCGGCAGCAGCAUCUGUGGGGUUCGGUAUCAGUGGGAUAGGGGAAGGCAAAAUGGUGUUGGGUCGAGUCGGAUCUAGAGACGACAAAGAGCUCAGGUACCUGCACCUUUUGUGGGAGCCGGGGCGAGGUGAGUUCGACACGGUCGCCGAAUCGAGCAGGCUGGGGAAGAUAGCGGGGAGCAGGGCCAGGAGACACCAGCGAGCCGUGCGGAACCUGGGUCCCAUUGGGAAAGACAUUUACGCUGCUAAAAGACUGAGGGAAGCUGCCAACAGCAAUGACAUAGACACAGUGCGAAAGCUCCUGCAGGAUGACAUCGACCCGUGUGCUGCAGACGACAAGGGCCGGACGGCGCUUCACUUCUCAUCCUGCAAUGGCAACGACAGCAUCGUGCAGCUGUUGUUGAGUUAUGGUGCCGACCCCAACCAGAGAGACAGCCUGGGAAAUACCCCUCUGCACCUGGCGGCCUGUACCAACCACGUGCCUGUAAUCACCACCCUGCUGAGAUCAGGAGCUCGCGUGGACGCCCUCGACCGCGCAGGCCGGACCCCGCUGCACCUGGCGCGCUCCAAGCUCAACAUUCUGCAGGAAGGAGAAUCGCGCAGCUUGGAGACCCUCCGAGGGGAAGUCACCCAGAUUAUCCAGAUGCUCAGAGAGUACCUGAACCUAAUGGGCCAAAGUGAGGCGAAGGAAAGACUGGAGCACAUUUCAACACAGCUGCAGCACACACGCACCAGAGAGCAGGUGGACGAAGUGACUGAUUUACUGGCCAGUUUUACAUCGCUUAGUCUACAGAAGCAGAACCUGGAUGCUAGGUAGAAGAUGAACUGCACACAGAGCCGACAUGCAGCUCCUUUUUAAAUAUGCAGAGCCUCAAAUUGUCUGUAUUCGGCUACGAGGCCACAGAUCCAAACGUCGCACUGGGAUUGGCUGUCAGUAUUUAUUGAAGGGACUGCUGCGGACAUCAGCUUUUUAUUUUAACCAGGACAAAAACAAAAGCUUUAACAACAAUGUAUCUUAUGAAGUUUUCUAAAUGGGUUUUGUCAAGUUGCUCACUUGAUAUAAAACCACUGAUAUUAUGGGUAAAAUACUCUGACCUUUAAAUUCUAGAAAAAAAAAGUAUUGAUAAGUAUCAGAGAUAAACGCAUCAGAUUUUUUCAAAGCUCUGGCCUACCUUAACAAUAUCUGUUACUAUCCAGUACUAUAUUUAUUACAAGGUCUGAAUAAAUUAAAAAUAUAUCUGUCCGUAUAAAAUGUUUAUUCUAAAGUUAAAAAAAAAACUCUGAAUACAGCCGAAUUCUUCUGCAUAUGUGAUAACUCACUUUUUUUUAAGCACACUUCAAAAUGUAUGUCAAAGUUUGCCAUGAAAGAUAUUAUUUUGUCCGGCAAGGAAUCUGCAUUCAGUAUAAAUAUCAACUGUUUCCAACGUAAUGUUUGAAUGAGGGAAAAAAAACAAUCUUUAAUUAAAUGCCAGAUGUCAAAUUAUUAAAUUAUUCAUACAUUUCCUGUAACUAGUACAGGAAUCUCAAGAAGUCACUCAUUACGCAGUUCUGUUAGAACCAGAACCAACAUCGCAUCGGGUCUAUGUGUGCAAGAGACGGAGAGAGCAGUGGUGUCACUCAGCUCCGCAGUUAAACAGUUGUUUAAAAAAAGACGAUGUUUUAAGCCGUUUUCAUGUCCUUCACCAGUAGUUAGUGCUGUUAGUAUUACUAACAUGAUCAAUCUCAGUGUGUAUUUCUUGCGGAUGAUGCUUGCUGUAAGAUUUUCUGAAGACGACUAACAUUUCUAAAUGUCUGCGCUAGGCUCUUCAAAAGAGUAACUCCCAAUCUUCUUUCAAUAACAGCUGCUACACUGAAGAGAGUCGAUAGCUUGACCUUUUGGCGUGGUCGGCUAAUUGAUUGGAAAAUAGGUUGGAUUUUAAGUUUGGUCGUAAUGCUUGGCUGGACACGUCUCCUUAGUUCUGGUCACCAGGUUUUGGUGCAUCUCUGAUAAAAUGUCGUUCAACUUUUAAACAACGGGAGGGAAAAACUCUAAAGUCUGGUGGAACUAUGACUUUACUGUGUGGACUGAUUUACAUGUUUUCUUUUUGCCUUCUACUCAUUAAAUAUACUGUGAUUAUUACAGAAUACAGUGGGUUGACAGUUUAACUGGUGUAUCUUAUUUUUGUGUCAAAGUGUCUUUGUUUUAUUGCCUUAUUUCUUUUUUUUUAAACUGAGCAUAAUGAUUCUGUGAACUGUGUUGUAAAGAAUAUUUGAAAUUCAUUAUGUACCAAUAAAUCAGUACGUUGACUUUGA